Messenger RNA from Tachysurus vachellii, 700 nucleotides. RefSeq names its product selenoprotein W, 1 (gene selenow1). NCBI's taxonomy places the organism in Eukaryota, Metazoa, Chordata, Actinopteri, Siluriformes, Bagridae. Gene Ontology annotation, cellular component: cytosol. The record is from RefSeq and is a predicted model, not a curated record. Gene Ontology annotation, biological process: response to selenium ion. The transcript has 6 exons.
AUGUGAUGUGAUGGUGUUUGCUCCGCCUCGCUUCUCGGAUUAUAAUCAAGAAAAUACCAUCAAAACACUUCAGUCCUGCCUUUAAACCGAGCUGUCGUUACAUCCCUAAAAACUGCUUUAUUGCUUAAUCCAGACGAGAGCCGUUACAACCGCGGAAAUGGGUGUGAAAAUACAUGUCAUUUACUGUGGUGGAUGAGGGUACAGGCCCAAGUUCACCAAACUCAAGACGUUGCUUGAGGAUGAAUUUCCAGGCGACCUUGAGAUUACAAGUGAGGGCACUCCUACAACCACCGGGUGGUUUGAGGUGCAGGUGAAUGGUGCGCUCGUCCACUCGAAGAAGAAUGGGGACGGCUUCGUUGACAACGAUCAGAAGCUUUCUAAGAUUGUGAGCGCCAUCGAGAAUGCCUUAGGCAAAUGAAGCUGCGCCAAUGUUGGAGUUUGUUCGUCUCUGUUUGUUGAGCUCUCUGAAAGUGCAACAAUGAUGGUGACCUCCGAAGUGUCUUUGACACGGACGUUACUUGAUGCUCUCCUGCACUUUCACGGAGGAGGCUUUCCGAGUGGGCAAACUCCAGGAAACGGUUUUGCGCAACGCUUAGAGACAUGAAACAUGCAAACAUGCUUUUGUUAAAAAUGCAUAAACUGGAAGAAUGUGAUUAUUCAUCCAGUAAUAAUAAUAAUAAAAAAAACUAAUCCUAAACAA